Molecule: messenger RNA, 1245 nt
Organism: Cladophialophora psammophila CBS 110553
Lineage: Eukaryota; Fungi; Ascomycota; Eurotiomycetes; Chaetothyriales; Herpotrichiellaceae
Exons: 1
Coding region: 1-1245 (414 amino acids)
Biological process (GO): nucleobase-containing compound metabolic process
Molecular function (GO): nucleic acid binding; 3'-5' exonuclease activity
Source: RefSeq, a predicted model, not a curated record
AUGGCUUGUUACUUGAUUGACAACAAGGAUGCGCUCGAGGUUUUCGUCAGUGAGAUCCAGGGCAUCUCCAAUGACCCUCCAUCCUUCUACAUCGACGCAGAGGGUUCCAACCUGGGACGAUUCGGGACCAUGGAUCUUCUCCAAGUCCACGUCCUGCCAUUGCACGAGACCUUUAUCGUCGACGUCUUCACCUUGGGGCACGCGGCAUUCGAUACCAUAUUUCAAGGCAACUCGCUCAGAAUGCUGCUGCAGUCGCCGUCCAUUCCAAAAGUCAUUUUCGAUGUUCGCAAUGACUCGGAUGCCAUGUUCCAUCACUACAAUAUAGCCCUGAGCGGUGUGGUGGACCUGCAGAUGAUGGAGUACUUCCAAGAAAAUCGAUCGAGUAGAAACUUGGCUAGCUUGAGACACUGCAUCGAGCACGACGCCACACUCUCACCUGAGGAGAUCCGGCGGUGGAGUGAAGUAAAGGCGUCAGUUCUUCACCCAAGAAGGGACAACGCAGAUCCAAAAAAUUUGCCCUCCCAAAGACGACCUCUGGACGAGAACCUCAUAUUUUAUGCUGCAGGAGAUGUCGAGCACCUGCCCUUGCUGCAUCGGGCAUAUUGUCAAAGACUGACAGAGGAAGGCUGGCAGGCCGUUCACAUAGAAACUGGAAGAAGGCUUCGACGCUCGAUGCAGCCUAGUUAUGAUACUGAGAGCAAGCAAAAAGGCAAGGGGCCAUACCGAAUUCUAGGCCCACGAGGCUACAAGCAUUUAAAAGCGAAAGCCAGCACCCCGCAACACAACGCUAACAAGCAGAAGGCCAAGAAUCACUUCAAGCCCAAGGAAUCUUCCAGCAAGGCGACGGGAGCGCAGAAACCGGACAGGAACGUGGGCAGGAACGAUAUGAACAGCAUAGGAGCUCCCUUGCAUGGUCUACUGUUGACGGGUGGCCCAUCGGGAACCUCUGCCCAGGCACAAGAGGUAAGUCCAAUCGCCAUCGGUUCGAUUGUUGGCCAGCUCACAAGUCGCAAAAAGACUACCAUGACUCCGCUUCGCCAUCGGCCAACUGCAUUUGUGAAAGAUGGACACGCUCAACAAGGAGGCCGAAAGAAGAGGAACAAAUCACGACAAUGGAAUAGGAGCAGUGGCGCGAACCCCCAACAGACCCAUGAAAAUUUACUGGAUGAUCUGGAUUGGACAUUGUGCGAUAAAGAUUGCGGCUGGUGUGGGCGUUGUUACAACGGGUUUGAUUUUGAUAUUUGA